GCCCUCCUCGGACUCACUUCCCGAGUGGAGCGGCGCAUGCGCUAGGUGCCCGGGAGCUCGCGAGGAAGGCCAGGUUCUCCCUCCCCUCCCAGGAUGCCCCGCGGUUCCGGGUGUGACGUCAAGGGAGGCGUGUCCACAGGGCUGAUUAAAUUAACCGCGCUACAUAGAAGAGGGAGACCCCCACGCGAGUCGCAGGGAGGGUGUGUUGUAGUUCGGGUUCGGCGUGAGGUCUUCUCUCUGGAAAGAGACAGGGAAACCUGAGGCGGAGGGGGUUGCCAUCGCGACGCGGCCCGAGUUUCGCGUCCAGGUUAGGCGCAGGCGCAGACGCGGCGGGAGAGGUCCCCGAGACCGCCGGCAGACUGAGCGCUGCUGCUGGGGAGCUGCUCCCGGGAUCGGCGGCCCCUCGGGCUUGGGGUCCUCCGUCGCGGCCAGAGACCCAACACCGCGAGGGCGGCUUGCCCGGGACUGAGGAGCGCGGACGGACCCGAACCACCGAUCGUCACCCAUGGCGGCCCUCGGCCCCAGCACCCAGAACGUCACCGAGUAUGUCGUUCGAGUUCCCAAAAACACAACUAAAAAAUACAACAUCAUGGCCUUCAACGCAGCUGAUAAAGUCAACUUCGCUACCUGGAACCAGGCCCGGCUGGAGCGAGACCUGAGUAACAAGAAGAUUUACCAGGAGGAAGAGAUGCCCGAGUCCGGCGCGGGCAGCGAGUUCAACCGCAAGCUUCGUGAGGAGGCGAGGAGGAAGAAGUACGGCAUCGUCCUCAAGGAGUUCCGGCCCGAGGACCAGCCCUGGCUGCUCCGCGUCAACGGCAAAUCGGGCAGAAAGUUCAAGGGCAUAAAGAAGGGAGGUGUGACAGAGAACACGUCCUACUACAUCUUCACCCAGUGCCCCGACGGGGCCUUCGAGGCCUUCCCGGUGCACAACUGGUACAACUUCACGCCGCUGGCCCGGCAUCGCACGCUCACUGCCGAAGAGGCCGAGGAGGAGUGGGAGCGGAGAAACAAAGUCCUGAACCACUUCAGCAUCAUGCAGCAGCGGCGGCUCAAGGAUCAGGACCAGGAUGAGGAAGACGAGGAGAAGGAGAAGCGCAGCCGCAAGAAAGCCAGUGAGCUGCGCAUCCACGACCUGGAGGACGACCUGGAGAUGUCGUCUGACGACAGCGAGGCCAGUGGCGAGGAAGGUGGCCGAGCGUCCAAGGCCAAGAAGAAGGCACCCCCCGCCAAGGGGGGCAAGAAGAAGAAGAAGAAGAAGGGCUCCGACGACGAGGCGUUCGAAGACAGCGACGACGGGGACUUCGAGGGCCAGGAGGUAGACUACAUGUCCGACGGCUCGAGCAGCUCCCAGGACGAGCUGGAGGGCAAGCCCAAGGUCACCCAGCAGGAGGAGGGCCCCAAGGGCGUGGACGAGCAGAGCGAGAGCAGCGAGGAGAGUGAGGAGGAGAAGCCGCCGGAGGAGGACAAGGAGGAGGAGGAGGAGAAGAAGGCGCCCACGCCUCAGGAGAAGAAGCGCAGGAAAGACAGCAGUGACGAGUCGGACAGCUCCGAGGAGAGCGACAUCGACAGCGAGGCGUCGUCCGCCCUCUUCAUGGCGAAGAAGAAGACGCCCCCCAAGAGGGAGCGGAGGCCGUCGGGAGGCAGCUCGCGGGGCGACAGCCGGCCGGGCACACCCAGCACGGAGAGCGGCAGCACGUCGUCCACGCUGCGGGCCGCGGCCAGCAAGCUGGAGCAGGGCAAGCGGACGAAUGACACGCCGGUGGCCAAGCGUUUGCGGCUGGAGCCGGGACCCCAGAGCCUGUCGGGGAAGUCGACCCCUCAGCCCCAGUCCGGGAAGUCGACCCCCAGCAGCGGGGACGUGCAGGUGACCGAGGACGCCGUGCGCCGCUACCUGACGCGCAAGCCCAUGACCACCAAGGACCUGCUGAAGAAGUUCCAGACGAAGAAGACGGGGCUGAGCAGCGAGCAGACGGUGAACGUGCUCGCCCAGAUCCUCAAGCGCCUCAACCCCGAGCGCAAGAUGAUCAGCGACAAGAUGCACUUCUCCCUCAAGGAGUGACGGCCCGGCGCCGCCCAAUAAACGAGCUCGGCUCCAGAA
This is a messenger RNA of Mustela erminea (ermine), 2098 nucleotides long. RefSeq names its product general transcription factor IIF subunit 1 (gene GTF2F1). Gene Ontology annotation, cellular component: nucleus; transcription factor TFIIF complex. The transcript has 12 exons. The record is from RefSeq and is a predicted model, not a curated record. NCBI's taxonomy places the organism in Eukaryota, Metazoa, Chordata, Mammalia, Carnivora, Mustelidae. Gene Ontology annotation, biological process: transcription initiation at RNA polymerase II promoter; positive regulation of transcription elongation by RNA polymerase II. Gene Ontology annotation, molecular function: TFIIF-class transcription factor complex binding; RNA polymerase II general transcription initiation factor activity; DNA binding. The coding region runs from base 506 to 2059 and encodes 517 amino acids.